Conger conger (European conger) is the source of this 661-nucleotide messenger RNA. RefSeq names its product fucolectin-like. The transcript is spliced from 5 exons. The record is from RefSeq and is a predicted model, not a curated record. Gene Ontology annotation, molecular function: calcium ion binding. Lineage: Eukaryota; Metazoa; Chordata; Actinopteri; Anguilliformes; Congridae. The coding region runs from base 32 to 661 and encodes 209 amino acids.
AUAUGUGACCAUUUCAAUAAAUAAAACAGAAAUGAUCAAUCUGUGUGAAGUAGAGGUCUACGCCCCUGUUCAGGAAGAAGAAAAUGUGGCCCUUGGUAAACGCUCCACUCAGUCAUCCACGGACCAUGGUGGUGUUGCCUCCAGAGGGAAUGACGGAAAUCCAGAUCCGGUCUAUGGGAAUGGCUCCUGCUUCCACACAGCGUGGGAAAUGAAGCCCUGGUGGAGGGUAGACCUGUAUGCUCGUCACAAUAUCUCCUCUGUGGUUGUGACUAACAGACAAGCUGGUUGGCAAAGCAUCAAUGGCGCAGAGAUUCGCAUUGGAAACUACUUGAAAGACAAUGGCAACAGUAAUCCAUUGUGUGCUCAGAUUCCCAGUAUCCCUGCAGGGAAAACUGUUACCUAUCACUGCCACGGGAUGGAAGGACGAUACGUGACCAUUUCAAUCAACAAAAAUAUAAGUAUCCAUCUGUGUGAAGUAGAGAUCUACGCCCCUGUUGCUCAUGAAGAUGUGGAUGAGUGUGCCGAAAACGCAUGUGGUGCCUACUCUGAGUGCUACAACACUCCAGGAAGUUAUUACUGUAUCUGCCUGGAUGGGUACAUUGCCUCUUCAGGACUUACCUGGGAGGAUGGAGUUACUGUGUGCACGAGGCCAGUCACGUGA